Molecule: messenger RNA, 1106 nt
Organism: Mya arenaria
Lineage: Eukaryota; Metazoa; Mollusca; Bivalvia; Myida; Myidae
Exons: 6
Coding region: 305-964 (219 amino acids)
Source: RefSeq, a predicted model, not a curated record
UUAAGUUGCACAGUGUACGCAGAUAAAGAAAUAUUUGGUCGGUUAUCUUUUGUGAACCGGUUGAUAUAUUUAAUAGUGUGUAUGAGAUCAUCGUGAGGCAUUGAGCCCAUUAUCAUAAUGCACGGAAGGAAUCUUUAAGAUAACAAUAUAAAAUAAGCAUUGAUUCUGAUUCACAUUGUAAAAGGAUUGAAAUUAAAGGAAACUACAUGAUUGUGAUUUCAUUUUAAGAUAUGUAAGGAAAAGUGCGUUACGUGUCGAACAGUUUCACCUUACGUAACACGAAAAGGCCACGUAACAUUCUGUGAUGCGGCUGGCGGUGCUAGGUGCCUCGGGUCGCACGGGGAAAAUUGUUGUGAGGGAGGCGAUAGCCAGAGGUCACGAGGUCACUGCGGUGGUCAGAAAUCUGAAAAAACUAACUGACAAACACGACAACCUCCAGGUUGUAACAGCGGACAUUUUCGACCCCGACUCGCUAGUUUCCUACUUCGAAGGUCGGGAUGCAGUCCUAUCCUGUCUCGGUUGUGGACCUAGCGUCUUUAGCAUGCGGAAAAUCACAUUCUUCACCGACUCGAUCCAGCCGAUCGUCGAGGCAAUAAGAAAAGUCAAGGUCACCCGUCUCGUCUUUAUGUCGUCAUGGUACACAAAGCACAAUUCAGCUGACCCUUUCAUCGUCAACUGGGUCUUGAAGCCCCUACUUCUCGGACAGACACUACGCAACAGUGGAGAAAUGGAGGACUUCCUCGAGACGGAAUGCCCGGAUGUCCGCUAUACGUCAGUCCGUUCGCCCGAGCUCAGCGACAGCGAAUCUACUGGUAAACCGGUGUUGUUCAUGGAAGGACAGAGCAUCCAGUCUGCAGAGAGGAAGCGGUUUGUCGUUUGCCGGAAAGACGUCGCUAAGUUCAUGAUUGACAUAACAGAGAAGGACGAACACAUCCGAAAAUGUAUGGCUAUUGCUUCCGGAUGACGUCAGAUCACAUAAAUACCAAUGACUCAGAUUGUUUUAUCAAAAUAUUCCAUAAUUAGAAAAGCAAGGAAUUAAAAAAUAUAUAUAUAUUCUGUGUACCAUGAGGUAUCAUGCAAUAAAUAUUAUUAAAUUAUGACAAUUA